Molecule: messenger RNA, 3333 nt
Organism: Cryptomeria japonica (Japanese cedar)
Lineage: Eukaryota; Viridiplantae; Streptophyta; Pinopsida; Cupressales; Cupressaceae
Exons: 4
Coding region: 733-3096 (787 amino acids)
Source: RefSeq, a predicted model, not a curated record
AACACUUUUUUUUGUUAUUUAAUUCCUGGGGAAUCCCUCUAAUUUCUUCGAUUUGGGCAGUAAAUUUUUAGUUUCAGAAUUUUUUUCUCUUCCAUCACAAUCAAACAAAACUUUUUGGGUAUCUGCCUUGCAGUAGCAGAAAACAUAUUUCAGUCAGUUUCAAGUUUAACAAUUGAUUUCUGAUGAUGAGUAUUAGGAAGACAUUGAAUGGGACAAGAAAUUGGAGAGCCCACCUGCAGCUGUUCUGGUUGAGGCCCCCAUUAAUCCCAAGCCCCCAAACACAGCUUUCAAUGGUGAGAUUUUCAGCAAUCUUAAGAUCCCAGAGAGAGAUUUUACAGUGAUGUAAAAUCCAUUGGAUUGUCUUGAACUUGAAGGAACUUACAGAUACUGUAAACCUGUCAUCUUCUUCUUUAUUAAGCAGAUAUCCCCAGUUUAACCUCUGAAAUUCCAUGAACAUGCAACUUAUUUCAGUUGCCUCGUUGUCUUAUCCUUUUGUUUUCUCUGGGGUUUGUAGUGAGGAAAAAGAUGGGAGCUGCCCAUUCAAUCCAAACUUUCAAUUACUUCGUCUUCAGGGAGAAUAGAAUAUUGGCUUAAGCAUAUCUUUCAACUUCAUCAGCCUCAUUUUGUUUUUAUGAAUUGUGUAUUGUAUGAGUACCUCAGCGAUGAUUCAGUAGGUGAAGAUAUUUAGUCUUUCAUUGCUGUCGACUGCAGGUAAAGCACUGUGAAUAAGACAUGGAGAAGAUGUUCAGAGGAGUUGAACAAACUUUCAAGAAGCAAAGAAUCCUGAAGCCCCUGCAUGAAUUUUUGGAGGAGCAGCAGGAGCCCUUUUUAUUAGAAGACUAUCUUUUAGAUAGGCAGUACUCAAGUAAGAGAGCUUAUUCAUGCUCAAAUGGUGAUCUCUCCAAGGAGUGCUUGCAAGACAAUGAUGCAGGACAGAACCCUCGGGCUUGGUCUUCUUCUCGUUGCCUUCUGGAGAUGAAUCAUAAUCAGAAAAAGAAGAGAAGGAGAGCCUUUGCAGGUAAGAGCAGGAGAAACAACCUUGAUACCCUGGGGUAUUCAGAAGAAUAUCAUAUGGAAGAUGUCAAUUUCAGUGUAAAACGCCUUAAAUUCACAUUGCUGAAGGGGAAUGCUAAUGAGGUGAAGGGAGAACCGAGUGCAGGUCUUCUCAUGGGAAAUGUGGGCACUUCAAUUUCAGAAAGUGAAGGUGGGCUUAUCCAAUGCACAAAGUUUUUCAGCUUCAAAAAAGAAAAGAAAACAGAAAAGGGGAAGAAAAGCAAGGAAUCUGAAGCAAAGAAGAUUGUCAAGUGCUCUUUAUUGAAGUCCAUUCUGAGAAGAUUAACACUUACUAAGCAUUUGCUGCCAAACAUUCAUACUGAUCUUGGGAAUGUUUCAAAGAAGCUUUCCAUUGCUAAAACAAAGUUGAGCUGCAAGAUUAGUAAGGAUGAAUUUUGCAGACAUGAUCAAAGUCAGCUCCGCAUAUGUGAUAUUGUCAGUUGGAAUUCGUUCAAAGAAGCACAACUUACUGGAAACAAUCAUGGCGCUUCUGUAGAUAAAGGAUGUAUCCUAUCAAAAUCUGCUACAUUCCCAGAGUUAAGGGAAGUGAACUCCUUUUGUGCCAAGGAAGCAGGGGAUCUCCUGCAAACGAGUAAUGCAAAUUCUCUAGAAAUUGAUGUGGACUGUAAAAAGAAGAAGAUGGAAUUGCAAUCUGUUAUGGGGGAAAGUAAUUCGCAAAGCUUGGACUUCUCUCGUACAAGCAGUAGCUCGUUUGAUUCCUGUUUCGACAGUGAAGUGGGAUCAAUAUCAGGGGAAAAGCUUUCCUCCAAUAAUAGCUUUGAGGAAUCAAGGAGAGACAAGCCCCUCCCUCCUCAAGGGAUUGUGACUUGUGCUUUAGAAUCAACAGGCUCUUCUGUCUGUCUUUCAUUAGAUAGAAAUGAAUAUCAAGUAAAAGAUUAUCAACCUGGCCUGAGAAAUGGCUUGGAUCAAUCAUCAUGGGCUACUACAGUAUGUGAUACUGAUGAUACAGCUGAUUCAUAUGAAAAGUUGCAUUCCUCAAACAAUGCUCUUACUCAAGAUUAUGUGCUUUCCCCCAUACCUACUCUUAAGAGCUUGAAGGUCCUUCAGAAUUCAAGAGACGAGGAAAGUCAUGUGAUUAUUUCAGAGUGCAUGAAGGAUGAUGAUUUGAGAUCCGUCGAAAUGAACUACAGUUCUCAAGAAGAUGAGGAUGAGGAAAAUGUUUACAGUGCUCAUGGACUUCGGCAACAGAAUAGGGAUGUUCAUUAUCAUGGGGAAAACCAAGAAUAUGCAUCAGAAAUGGGGUGUUGUGUGGAGAGUAAAGAGCUAAGUCCAGUUUCCGUUCUAGAAAUUCUCUUUGAAGAAGAGAAUUCAUCAUUUGGUCCAAGUUCUGCUUGCAGACAGAUAACCGAGCAUCAUUUGCUUCAGAGAUUGACCAAAGAUGCCUUAACCUUAGAACACAAAUCCCUGGGAAAAGAGCCUUCUCAGAGUGUAUAUAGAACUUUGGAUUUCAGUCUUUGGAGUGAGGACAACAUUGAUGGCUCUCAAAUACCCAAUUUGAUCAGGAUUUCACCUCAGAUUAGCCCCGUACAGUGUCAGGGGGAAAUAAAUUGGGAACAAGGUGGAGCAGAUGAGCAUAAAAAGGAAGUGCUGAACUCACAAGAGAUACUUUCAUGUCUGACAGAUUCAAAUAAAAGAGAAUUCCAAGAUAUGUCUUGCUUUCGACCUUCAAAGAGGAAAGAAAUGCCAAUGCAAGCAGGCAAUCUUCUCUUUGAUUGUGUGAAAGAGGUCUUGGAAGCCCCCUGUAGAAAACAGUUUAAUAGUGGGGUUUCACAAGAACCGUGGUUGAAACAUUGUUAUGUUCCAGAGCAGUUGGCAAUUGCAAUAUGUGAUCAGAUUUAUUCAUGGACAGAGACAGAUACAAGUGUUGUAGAAAAUCUUGUAGAGCUGGCAUGGAAGAAAGAAGCAGAAGAUUGGACAAAGUUCUGGGAAGAGACAGAUGAGAUAGGAACUGAGAUAGAAGUAGAUAUAUUUGGACUGCUGAUUGAAGAGCUGGUAGCUGAUCUUGCUUGUCUUCAAACCUGACAUAAUUCCACUCCAUGAAAAUCAGUACUUGCUAUUUUGCAAGGACCAGUACUGUUUUUGCUCAGCUUUUACAGAGGCUCAAAUGAUUACUAUAUGCUUCCCAUUCAAUUCUGAUGAAGAUCAUAGCAUCUGCUUCGGUAGGGAAUGCAUUUCUCAUAAGGCACUUGUGCAUCUAUGUAAUCUUGGAUAUGUAAAUACAAACCCCAAAUAAAUGGAUCAAGAUAAUUGGAGGUGUCA